GGUCAGUUAGUUGGUUGGUUGGUCGAUCGAUCGAUCAGUUGGUCAUUCUGUCGAUUAGUUGGUCGGUUAGUCAGUUGCUUGGUCAAUCGGUCAGUUAGUUGGUUGGUUGAUUGGUGGAUCAAUCGGUCGGUUUGUCAGUCUGUUGGUUGUUGGUUGGUUGGUUAGUUGGUUGGUGGUCAGUCUGUCGGUUAGUUGGUUGGUGGUCGGUCGGUUGGUCUGUCUGCUGGUUGAGCGAUUGGUUGGUCAGUUGGUUAAACUAGCUCUGAUCCUCAGUGUGAGUCUGACCCUGGUACCGCAAUCGUUUUUCUUUGCUCUGAAGGUUUUACACAUCGUUCUGUGUUGAGUUGCUUGGUGGUUGAGUUGUCCCUGUCAUUAAUCACUACAACUGUUUCAAUGCCUUGUGCUUUGUUUGGUUACUUGUUUUCACUCGAAGCAUUUUCCUUUGGUGGUUCUGUGGUUUGUUCACAAUCGGGUCCUUCUUUCUCUGUUCUGAUUUACUUCUCUCAGAUUUCUGCAAGAUAUUUACACAAAAACCAGCUGUGCCUGCAUGACGACAAAAACAAAUAAAUAAAUGAAUAGAAGCGCUGGUGACGGAGGCAAUGUAAACGUCUCUGGUGGUGUAGCACAAACACGCCAGACUGUAGUUAGAGACGCAUCAGGCUGUCCAGUGUCAUUCGCACCCUUAUGGAGUCACAGCCCGAGCCUGAGAGUCUCCUUCAUUGUUUUCUCGGCCCAAGCGCAAGUGCUGCUGACUCUGACUGGAGACAGGUACAACAUAGACGAAGGUCUGAAGCGGCUGCGGGACGUGAAACCAGCUGGUGAAACGUUCAUGCACGAAGGAAUGAAAGAGGCACUAAAUCAGAUCCAGAAGCAGGCGACCAAGUCCUCCAGCAUCAUUCUGGCUUUGACUGAUGGAAAACUUGAAGUUUACGUUCACCAGCUCACAGUGGAAAAGGCUAAUGAGGCGAGGAAAUACGGCGCUCGUGUUUAUUGCGUGGGAAUCAAGGAUUUCGAUGAGCAGCAGCUCGCCGAGAUCGCGGACAGCAAGGACCAUGUGUUUCCUGUCAAAGAUGGCUUCCACGCGCUCAGGGGCAUCGUCAACUCUAUACUAAAGCGCUCGUGCACGGAGAUCCUGAGCGUGGAGCCCUCCAGCGUGUGUGUGAACGAGUCCUUCGACAUCGUCCUCAGGGGCAACGGCUUCUCCGUCGGCCGCAGCAACGACGGCGUCGUCUGCACCUUCAUCGUCAACCAGCAGAUCCUCAGUCACAAGCCGAGCGACGUGCGGAACGAUUACAUGCUGUGUCCGGCCCCGAAGCUCUAUGAAGUCGGACAAACCAUGGAUGUUCUCAUCAGCCUGAACAAUGGCAAGAGCUUCAUCUCCAGCGCCUUCGUCAUCACUGCCUCCACCUGUUCGGACGGCACGGCGGUGGCCAUCGUCUUCCUGGUGCUGCUGAUCAUCGCGGCCCUCGCUCUCAUGUGGUGGUUCUGGCCUCUCUGCUGUAAAAUAGUCAUCAAAGACCCGCCGCCGCCUCCGCCGCCGUCACGUCCUCCACCACCUGAGCCGGAGCCACUGGCCAAGAAGAAGUGGCCGACUGUGGACGCUUCCUACUACGGAGGAAGAGGAGCCGGAGGAAUCAAGCGCAUGGAGGUGCGCUGGGGCGAGAGGGGCUCCACGGAGGAGGGCGCCAGGUUGGAGAAAGCCAAGAACGCCAAGGUGUCCGUCCCCGAGGACGUGGAGCAGCCGGCCUUGAAACGCCCGCGGCCUCAGCCUGCGCCCGCUCACCGCGCGGCCCAGAACAGGUGGUACACUCCCAUCAAGGGCCGCCUCGAUGCGCUGUGGGCGCUGCUGCGGCGCCAGUACGACCGCGUGUCCCUCAUGCGUCCCACCUCUGCAGACCAGGUUCUCACCAACCCAGACGCUGUUAGCAGUGAGAGUUACUGCAGACUGAAGCAGUAACAGGGUGCUGUGACGGGACACAGCAGCGUCGCAGGGACCUGAACCCCACUGGGUCUCAGUGAGCAGAGAAGCCACAGACCCAGUAGAACAAUGGCGUCGGCGCCGCGUGGAUUCGUCUCCUGGCGUUCAACAGCUCCGUGAGGUUUACGAUGUGUGUGUGUGUGUUUGCUAUGAAUCCUCCACCCUGUGUGUGUUGCUGCUCAUGUCUUGCCUGCUAAGGUCACAUUAACCCAAUUCUCACAGUUUGUAGCCCAUGUUUAAAAAAACCACCCAACACCUCCCUGCAGGCAGCGCGGCUUCAGGCUCCUUCACGCUGUUAUAUUUCCAGCAUCGCUGGCCGAUGAUAACAUUAUUUACGGCCUGAAUUAAUAUCCGGCUUGAUAAGCAUAUUUUCCUCAGUAGAGCUAACAAGAUGCUUUAUCACCGAGCCUUUCCACUCAGCGAGCAGCGCUGUAGCACCACCACUGUUCCCUCAUAUUUCCACCCCGCGAGUUUACAGCCUCGUAAAUAACAAGUUUUUGCUGUAAAAUCAGAUUUAACUUUGAACAUGAAGACAGAUUUUGGUUGUGAAAUAUGAAGCCAGAAGCUUUGGUGUAAAUCAAGUCUGGGCUCUGCUAAAUAUGCAAAACACAGCAACGGCACAAAUUGGUGGUGGGAGCUAAUAAAGAAACACUGCAGUAGGAAACGGGAAGUAUGAAAGGCUUUUUAUUAGGAUUAGAUCAAAACACAACGCGUAUUUAAAGGAUUAUGUAAAAAUGUUGUUUUGAUAUAAAAUCCGAAUAAAUGUUGAAAUCUUUUGUUUUAAGUUUAUAAAGUUUAAAGGUUUAAAAGACGAAGCGACUCUAGAUAAUUGAUGGAACCAAUAACAACUGACUCGAUGAGUUUCAGGAGGAACUUUGGUGUCUGUCAGAUGUUACAGAUGUUCAGCACAAAGAUAAAACACACAAUCUAAUAAUAACCAAGUCAUCAACGCAAUCAUCUCUUUUGUGCCUUUGAUUAGACACAAAGGCACAAUUUGCCAUGAAUGCCUUUGUGUUACCUUUCUCUGCUAAUUGUGCUUAAUCAUGUCAUCUGCAGGAAGGCGCUGCGUGUUUGUGGCCGUUCACGUCGGCGCCAUUAGCUGCAAACCUUUAAUUUGCUGAUUAACUCUUUAAAGAGAAGCGAGUCUGUGAUCUCUCUGCCGCUCGCUAAUAACAUCUGAAGGAUCAGUGAUUCAUUAAUGACACAAAUAUGAGAUGUUGCUUUUAUAGAUUUAGGAAACAGAAAAUAAAUUUAGUUUGUUUUUUAUUUGCUAAAAAAUAUGAAUAUUCAUUGCAAAUAAAAGAAUGGAUUGAUGAUGCACGAUAAAAAUGAGGCGCUGCCGUAUUUACAGUUGUGGCUCCAGGUUUAGUUGGUUCAGGCCCGGACCGCUCCUCCGUUCACCUCCUGACCGGCGGCGCCAAGCCCGUUUCCCGCUGCAUUAGUCUCACCAGGGGCUUCGCCGCCGUCCCGACAGCGCCGUCCAAUUACUGCGUCUGUGCUGCGAUCGCAUGUGAGCCCUGCAGCGCGGCGCCGACGGCCACCGUCCAAGCGCUCAGAACCAUCAGGGACUUCAGCCCAAAAGCAGAUCUCCAGCACCGCGACUGGCAGCGCGUGAAGCCCGUCGCUGCUGAUGAGUCACAGCGAGACCUUUGUUUACACAUAGGUUUGUGAACAUUGAAUCAUCUGCACUUUUUUUUAAUGUGGAAAUUUGACUGAUUGAGGCAACAAAGUUUAGUCCACAUGGAUUUGAAGCAUAUUUAUAUCUGGACAGAAAAUGUUGUUGUUGAUGUUUCCUGAAGAUUUAAGGAAGAAAGGAAAUAUGCUGCUGCAGCCAGAAUCUGCUGCCUCGUUAAAAAAGGUCCUGUUACAACAACAAUGUAUUAAUUAUGUAAAUUAUAUUUAAAUCAUUGUUGCAGCUGUGAGUGAGAACCAGACCAGUGGCUGCAUUUUACUGGAGCAUUUAAAUAAUAUAUUUUCUUGCCUGGUAAAAUAAUGAGUUGUUGUUAGAUGACGAGCAGCUCAGCAGUCAAAUCUUUAAGCGCCGCUGUCUCGUAAAUUUCACUUGGGUUUCAUUGCAUUGUUGUGUUUUUAUUAGAAAGAUUCUGCUGCAGUGAAGACGAGUCGCACAUAAAGGAGCUUUAGAUCCGCUCGCGUCGUGUGACUUUCUGUUGGCGUCACAGCGGCUCAUGAUGCCGACGGCGCACAACCAGCAAAUAACAAGAUUUGGAUUUGUAGCUUUUAUUUAUUUGCCUCAUUUUCUGCAGCAUCUUUUAUUUUGUGCUGUUUUUGUUUUUGUUAACCCACAUUUAAUCGUCAAAUAUUUAAAAAGCCGUAGUUUGGGUCCAAACAGAAACAUGUUAAUAACAGGCAAGCGUUCCACAUGUCUGCGUGUUUGCUGACGGGGCCGGGCCCCGGAGACGCGGUGGGAGCUUAUGUUCCAGCUGAGCGUUUGUGGCGGCUCUCGUGGUCUCUCUGGGAGGACGGCCGCCGCCGUGACACCUAAUUUAAAAGUACAGAUGAGCCCAGUGGCUGCGUGCAGACGCUGAUGCGCCGUGGCACCCACAGGAAAAAUGAACAAAUGGCCCCUCUUUUUAUUUUUGGUUUCUGGUCGGAGUCCACGCUCGGAAGCGUUGCGCAUGUUGUGGUUCGGCGCUGAGCUUUGGGGACAACGAACAGCUGUGCGUCCACAGCUGAACUGGCGUCCUUUCCCUUUUUUUGGUGAGUUCAGGUUUCGUGUCCUUUCAUCUGCAGCGACUUCCGCGUUGUCUCCGUUUAAGGCGUUUUUUAAAUAAAUUUUGCCAAGAAGCAACAUUUCUUCUUACAUUUUCCGUUGCCAACUAGCACCUAAGAAACUUUCAUCCACUGUAUAUGAUUCUGUUUUGGUGCUUUGCAGAAUUUUCAAAUGUCACACUAUAAUUUUGCAGUUCCAAUCUGCCCACCUAUCUGCUUUUCCGCUCGGCUCUGAGCGCUGCGGGCAUUUUUAGAAACGGCGCAGAAGGCUGCAAAAGGCUCAAACUUAAGGCGUCGUGACCCCAAAGAAGAAUCUAAACUUUAAUCGAAAGAACGCGGAGCCGCAAACAGGUUUUCAGUGGCCUCUUAGCGCCACCGAAAGCUGUGACUAGUUCUUCCUACAAGCAUCUGUUUAGCACUAAUAGCUAAAAAGCACACUGGCAGAUACAGGAGUGUUUUUGUGAAUGCAUUGUACAACAAAUGUUCAAAUGUGCGGCAUGUGGCUCCACGUGGGAAACGGAGGGAGAGAUUUUUACAAGAAAGUCCGAAUGCGAGUGUGUCGCCUGGCGGGUCGCGGAGCGGCCCAUCAGCUGGCGCACGCCGCGCACAAAGGCCCCGCUGUGGGCGAGGACGGCGGCGGCUGCGUGACAGCCAGUCCAUUAGCCGGAGCCCCAGUCGUCCGACUGGGAGGAGGCCCGGUUGAAGCACUUCAGCACAUAUCGGAGCGGAACAAUCUCUCCUCUGUCUGAUCCUCCUGGCGCCGCUCCACGGCCGUCCUCCCACCGUCUCCCUGUCUUAUGAUUAUUUCAUGCUUUUAAAUUCUUUAUGCCGCAUCGCUGUGGCAUCGGCCCCGCAAGAGCAGAGUGGCGCGUUGGCCAUACAGUACAUUCACACUACAGUUAUUUGGACGGCGCUCCGGUGUGGCUCUGUCCCGGUCCCUCGGUUGGAUUCUGCUCGUCCAUUAGUGCCAUCUGUGCCUUCCUGCGCCGUCUGUGAGGCCCCGUCGACGCCAAAACGAUUGGCAUUUCUCUGGAACAACCAGAGGGACGGUGCCCAGAGCUUUUAGCUGCCAAUGAUGUGCACUUACUCUGACAAAACCGGAGAGGGUGGGGGUGGGGGU
This is a messenger RNA of Betta splendens (Siamese fighting fish), 5828 nucleotides long. RefSeq names its product ANTXR cell adhesion molecule 2a (gene antxr2a). The transcript has 16 exons. The record is from RefSeq and is a predicted model, not a curated record. The coding region runs from base 572 to 1957 and encodes 461 amino acids. Gene Ontology annotation, molecular function: signaling receptor activity. Gene Ontology annotation, cellular component: membrane. NCBI's taxonomy places the organism in Eukaryota, Metazoa, Chordata, Actinopteri, Anabantiformes, Osphronemidae.